Molecule: messenger RNA, 1614 nt
Organism: Sporothrix brasiliensis 5110
Lineage: Eukaryota; Fungi; Ascomycota; Sordariomycetes; Ophiostomatales; Ophiostomataceae
Product: AP endonuclease 1
Exons: 1
Coding region: 1-1614 (537 amino acids)
Biological process (GO): base-excision repair
Cellular component (GO): mitochondrion; nucleus
Molecular function (GO): DNA-(apurinic or apyrimidinic site) endonuclease activity; zinc ion binding; DNA binding
Source: RefSeq, a predicted model, not a curated record
AUGUCCCUUCCCCUUCGCCAGUCUCCUCGAAAGGCCAAGACUGCGUCGACAGGCGCUGCUGCUGCGUGGAACACGCUUCUGUCAGGCGGCAGAAAGAAGCAGACCAUAAGCACAACGACUGUAGUGGCAGCGGACACGCAACCAUCAAACAUGGCGUCACGGGGCCGGGGCAGACCACCAAAGUCGGCGGCAGCCGCCGUGACCGAGAUAACCACUGAGACAGCAAACACGACCAAGACAACCAAGACGGCAAAAGUGACGACGACGCGCGUAAAGGAAGAGGAGGUGUCGCCGGCCAAGGUCUCAAAGGUAUCCAAGACGGCAUCCGCCGUCAAGACGGCCGCAUUAAAGCUCGCCACCAAGGCCAGUACAGCAUCACUGAAGCGCAAGGCCAAGGACGAGCCGGAGGACGAGGACGAUAGCCACGGACCCGAGGUCAGGGCUGCGAUCAAGGCUGAGGAAGACGUCUCGAUGAAGGCAAAUGUUGAGGACGUCAAGGGGGCGGCAGCUGCCAAAACAUCCAAGGCCACGAAACGGGCCAAGACCGCCGACGAUGCGCCGCUGGCCGAGAGGACCGACGUGGCCACACUCAAAAAGGCCAUGUACAUUGGAGCCCACAUCAGCAGCGCCGGCGGCGUCCAGAAUGCCGUGCCCAACUCCGUGCGCGUCGGCGGCAACGCGUUUGCCCUCUUCCUCAAGUCGCAGCGCAAAUGGCAGAACCCGGCUCUGGCCGACGACACGCGCGACGCGUUCCAUGCCGCCUGCGCUGAGCACGGCUACGACGCCGCACGCCACUGCCUGCCCCACGGCUCGUACCUCGUCAACCUUGCCCAGCCCGACCCGGCCAAGGCCGACCAGGCGUACACCAACUUUGUCGACGACCUGCGCCGCUGCGACGCCCUGGGCAUUCGCCUGUACAACUUCCACCCGGGCGCCGCUGUGGCCGGCAGCGGCACGCGCGAGGCGGCGCUGGGACGCAUUGCCGCGGCCCUCAACCGCGCCCACGCCGACACAGCGCCCUCCAAGGUGGUGACCGUCAUUGAGAACAUGGCCGGUGGCGGCACGACGGUGGGCGACCGGUUCGAGGACCUGGCGGCGAUUAUUGCACAGAUCGACGACAAGACGCGCGUGGGCGUGUGCAUCGAUACGUGCCACGCGUUUGCGGCGGGCUACGACCUGCGCACGCCGGAUGCGUUUGACAAAGUGGUGGCCGACUUUGACCGCAUCGUGGGCCUCCAGUACCUGCGCGCAUUCCACGUCAACGACAGCAAGGCGCCCCUGGCCAGCCGGCGUGACUUGCAUGCCAACAUUGGCACCGGGUUCUUGGGCUUGCGCGCCUUCCACAGCCUCGUCAACAACGAUGCCUUUGCGGGCCUCCCCAUGGUGCUGGAGACGCCCAUUGACCGUGUGGGCGCCAAUGGCAAGGAGUUUGAGGACCACCAGGUCUGGGCUGACGAAAUCAAGCUGCUGGAAAGCCUGAUUGGCAUGGACGCGGACACCGAUGAGUUCAGGGCGAAGGAAAAGGCACUGCAAGCUGAGGGCGCCAAGGAGCGUAAGCGCGUCCAGGAGCAGGUCGACAAGAAGUCGGUUAAAGACGCCAAGAAAAAGAAAUGA